AAAAGAAACAAGCAAUAACAAAAUUAAAAAAAUCUCUUCCUUUCCCUCUCUCUCGCGCGCUAACAUCACUGCACAGCCCUCCUCUUUCUUCGUCUUUUUAAACUCCGGCGACAGUGACGACUCCGGCAAGAGUUCGGUGACGACGCGAUCACUCUCUCGGACUCCAGAUACUCGAGAUUGGCAGAAGACCCGACGGUUGUGAUCCGAGCUCAUCACCCACGCCACGAUUUGCGGCAUCGAUUUGUGCGACUCUUUCAUCUCCCCUAUGUGAGGCGCCUCUCCGGCACUCUACUCACAACCGAAGACGACCCGAGUUCCCCUACGAGCAGUGCGAUUUCAGCUUUUCUACGACCAACAGAGAAUGCAGCGACACCCAGGUCUGUGAUGACGUGAUUCUAACGAAUAAAGCACGGCUUCCAGCAGUUCUGUGGAUAGCCGCGCGUUUGUUUCGACAACAAACUUCUCUCCAGCAAUUUUCUCGACAAAAUUACGAGUUUCGAUUGUGAACCACAACCGGAAUAACCUCAGGUCCAGAUAUCCAUAGCCUAAAGAGUGCGCGUUUGUACACAUUAAAAACCAGCCAAGACUCCAUCCUUUUUGACCCUUCCUUUUCCCCAUCACCUGCUGAGUCGAGGAAGAAGAUGCAAAGAUGAGCACCUUCCCCAUGUGAAAUUAAGGGCACCAAUUGACACAAAGAUGUCUCGAAGAUCGACUAGGUUAGCAGAAAAUGCAAAUGAAAAUUUGAAGAAAACAAUAAAUAGUGAAGCUGCAACAUCAUCUGGAACUAAGAGAUAUGGUGUAUCUGGGGGAAGCCAUAAAUCUUCUAGAGGGAGGCCGAAGUUGAAGCGGGAUAGUGAAAUCAAGCUAAAUGAAGUUACGUUUCCUCCUUUAUCUUUUGAGCAAUUAGAGGGAAAGAAGAGAAAGACUUGCAGAAAAAGCUCAGUGGUCACAAGAGCAACUGCUUCAAAGAACUUCAAGUCUGAACGGAUCAAAAAAGGGGACGGGAGAUCAAGGAAGAGGGUGUAUUAUCAGAAAGUGGUUUUUGAUGGUGGUGAAUUUGAGGUUGGGGAUGAUGUUUAUGUGAGAAGGAGAGAAGAUGCAAGCUCCGACAAUGAAGACCCCGAAGUUGAGGAGUGUAGAGUGUGCUUUAAGUCUGGAAAGGCUAUAAUGAUCGAAUGUGAUGAUUGUCUUGGUGGUUUUCAUUUGAAGUGUUUGGAGCCGCCCAUGAAGGAAAUCCCUGAUGGUGAUUGGAUUUGUGGGUUUUGUGAGGCUACUAAAAUGGGCAAAGAGGUUCAAUUACCAAAGCCUCCGGCAGGUAAAAAACGGGUUAGGACAAUGAGGGAGAAGCUUCUGGCAGGUGACUUGUGGGCUGCCCAAAUUGAAAGUUUAUGGAAAGAAGUAAAUGGCAGCCAUCACUGUAAGGUUAGAUGGUAUAUAAUCCCAGAAGAGACAGCAGCUGGAAGGCAAUCACAUAACUUGAAGAGAGAGCUUUAUUUAACUAAUGAUUACGCAGAUAUUGAGAUGGAAUCGCUUCUUAGACAGUGUCAAGUCAUGAAUCCUAAAGACUACUAUAAUGCCAAGGAAGGGGAUGAUAUAUUUUUAUGUGAGUAUGAAUAUGACGUUCGUUGGCAUAGUUUCAAGCGGUUAGCUGAAAUUAAUAAAGAAGAGGAUGGUGAAGCAGUUGAUAGUGACAAAGACUGGAAGUUGGAACAGAAUGUAGACUCUGAUUCAGAUGGUGAUGUGGAAUAUGAAGAAGAGAGAGCAAAAAUUUUACAAUCUCGAAACUACCCAAGCUCUACCCACGAAUUGGCUGCAAAUUCAAGGAAAGGACAAUUUUGUGGACUACAAAAGAUAGGAGCAAAGAAGAUCCCCGAGCAUAUAAGAUGCCACAAACAGACUGAAUUGGAAAGAGCAAAGGCAACCCUCAUGUUGGCGUCAUUACCCAAGUCUCUACCUUGUAGGAAUAAAGAAAUUGAGGAGAUAACUACAUUUAUAGAAAGUGCUAUAUGUGGUGAUCAAUGUUUGGGGCGAUGCUUGUACAUCCAUGGUGUUCCAGGAACAGGCAAGACAAUGAGUGUCCUGUCAGUAAUGAGAAACUUGCGGGCUAAAGUUGAUGCCGGAAAUAUAAGGCCUCAUUGCUUUGUAGAGGUCAAUGGUCUAAAGCUGGCAGCACCAGAAAAUAUAUACAGGGUUAUACAUGAAGCAUUAACUGGGCAUAGGGUUCAUUGGAAAAAAGCGCUUCAGUUGUUGACCAAACGGUUUUCAGAUGUAAAUAAUUGCAAAGGGGAUGAACGAACUUGCAUUCUUCUCAUUGAUGAACUUGAUCUUCUUGUAACAAGAAAUCAGUCUGUUUUAUACAACAUUCUUGACUGGCCGACAAAGCCACAAGGAAAGUUAAUUGUGAUAGGUAUUGCAAAUACCAUGGACCUUCCUGAGAAGUUGCUUCCUCGAAUUUCUAGCCGAAUGGGUAUUGAAAGGCUUUGUUUUGGCCCUUAUAAUUAUCAGCAACUUCAAGAAAUAAUUUUGAGCCGCCUCGAAGGAAUCGAUGCAUUUGAGAAACAAGCUAUUGAAUUUGCAUCAAGAAAGGUAGCUGCCAUUUCAGGAGAUGCACGUCGAGCUCUGGAGAUAUGUAGGCGUGCAGCUGAAAUUACAGAUUAUCGUAUAAAGAAGAGUUUGACUUCCAACACUAGUAUGAAUGCGAAAACACAUGUAGGAAUAGCUGAGGUGGAAGCAGCGAUUCAUGAAAUGUUUCAAGCACCUCAUAUUCAAGUGAUGAAGAGUUGUUCUAAGCAGAGCAAGAUCUUUUUGACAGCUAUGGUGCACGAACUUUAUAAAACUGGAAUGGGUGAAGCAACCUUUGAAAAGCUUGCCAUGACUGUCUCAUAUCUCUGUACAAGCAAUGGAGAGGAAUUUCCUGGAUAUGAUGCUCUCUUGAAAGUUGGCUGCAGGCUUGGUGAAUGCAGAAUUAUUUUAUGUGAAUCAGGAUCAAAACACCGAUUGCAAAAGUUACAGCUUAAUUUUCCAAAUGAUGACGUCUCCUUUGCAUUGAAAGACAGUAAGGAUCUACCUUGGUUGGCUAAGUAUCUAUGAGUUAGUUGCUAAUGUCUGUAAGAAACAAUUUUGAUGUUAUAGUAUAUCAGUUUCAAUUUCUCCCAUAAGAAACAUUUGAACCUUCCUUUGGAAAUGUGGGAAACAUGUCAGGUUUAAGCUACUUUUUUUCAUCUCUUAAUUUGUUCUCAUGGGAGGCUUGUUUUUAGAUAAGUAAAGUUGUCUACUGAGAAUUAUGUUGUUACGAACAAUGGUUUCCAUUGUAUACUAUGAGUAGUGUCUGACAUGACCCUUUCGGAAGCUCUUAGUCG
Cucurbita moschata (crookneck pumpkin) is the source of this 3359-nucleotide messenger RNA. Its product is annotated as origin of replication complex subunit 1B-like. Gene Ontology annotation, cellular component: nuclear origin of replication recognition complex. The record is from RefSeq and is a predicted model, not a curated record. Bases 697 to 3090 code for a protein of 797 amino acids. Gene Ontology annotation, biological process: mitotic DNA replication checkpoint signaling; DNA replication initiation. Gene Ontology annotation, molecular function: DNA replication origin binding; chromatin binding; ATP binding. Lineage: Eukaryota; Viridiplantae; Streptophyta; Magnoliopsida; Cucurbitales; Cucurbitaceae. The transcript has 17 exons.